AGCUGUAGAUCAGCAGGCGUGCGUUUGAUUUGAUUUGUUUUGAUUUUGAUUUCGAUGUUGCUCCGGAGAUGUUUCCUGUUUCCGUUUUCCGCCAGCCGCCUGGCGGUUCGCCGGAGCCUGCACAUUGUGCUCCAUCCGGAGAUUCGGCAGGCGCUGCAGCACCAAAAGCCAGUGGUGGCCCUGGAAUCCACGAUCAUAACGCAUGGAAUGCCGAUGCCGGAGAAUGUCCUCACUGCGUUGGCGGUGGAGGAGCAAGUGCGUCUUAAUGGAGCCAUACCCGCCACCAUUGGAAUACUGGACGGUCGGAUCAAGGUGGGCCUGACGCGCGAGGAGCUCACCACGCUGGCCAAGAAACCCCGCGAGCAGGUGAUCAAGUGCUCUCGCAGAGAUCUGCCGUUUGUGGUGUCCCGUCGACAGAGUGGGGGCACCACUGUGGCCGCCACCAUGCUCAUUGCCCAUCGAGUGGGAAUCCGGGUGUUUGCCACCGGCGGAAUUGGCGGGGUACAUCGCGAGGGUCAGGAGUCGCUGGACAUUUCCGCCGAUCUCACCGAACUGGGUCGCACUCCGGUGGCCGUCGUCUGCAGCGGCGUCAAAUCCAUACUGGACAUUCCCCGCACCCUGGAGUACCUGGAGACUCAGGGCGUUUGUGUGGCCAGUUUCGAGAGUCCCGGUGGGGUGUUUCCGGAUUUCUACACACGUGAUAGCGGUUGCAAGGUGCCCUAUAACCUAAGUAGUGCCAAAGAGGCGGCGGAGCUGUUGCGAUCCUGGGUAGAACUGAAAAUGGAGUCGGGACUGCUGAUUGGAGUGCCCAUUCCCGAGGAGUUUGCUGCCGAAAAAACGAAAAUUGAAGAGGCCAUCAAAGAGGCAUCUUCGCAGGCCAAGGAACAGGGCAUUUCUGGCAAGGAUGUGACUCCAUUCCUGCUGGCCGCCAUAGCCAAAAUCACCGAGGGAAAGAGCCUUAAGUCGAACAUAGCUCUGAUCAAGAACAAUGCCAAAGUGGCUGCUCAAAUUGCAGCCUCGCUUUGCGAGGUGUCCACAAAUCAGGAGAAUCCAGCUCAGAAAACCUUCGAACGCAAGCCACUGGUUGUGGGAGCCUCCAUUCUGGAUCUCUCUUUCAGAGUAGAUGACCACAAUCGCGACAUGAAGCUGGAUGGAGCCACCUACUCGGCGGUGGCCACACAGGCAGCUGGCGGAGUGGGUCGCAACAUUGCGGAGGGCAUUUACAAAUUGUACGGGGAUGUGAACCUCAUAUCCGCCGUGGGCAACGACCAGAUGGGCCAAACGCUGCUCCAGAUGAUGCCAAAGGCACUGCAGCGUGGUCUCAUCCUAGCCGAUAGCCAUAACACCUCAUUGUGCUCGGUGAUCUUCGAUAAAUUUGGCGAUUGUAAGCUUAUCCUGGGCAGCAUGGAAAUCCACCAGAGCAUUACGCCGGAAACGCUUCAGGCGCACCACCAGCUCUUCCGGGAAGCACCGCUCAUCAUCAUGGACAGCAACAUCUCGGAGCAGGCCAUGGCCAGCAUACUGCAGCAGGCGCAGAUGAACAAGAUUCCCGUCUUCUUCGAGCCCACGGAUAUGUUCAUUGCCGGCAAGCCAUUCAAACUGCUGCCCGAGUUGACAAAGAACAUACGCCUGAUAAAACCGAAUCUCCAGGAGCUGAAGACCAUCACAGAGGCCAUCACCGGGCAGCAGGUCAAUUGGAAUCCAGACACAGACACCAAGCUGCCACAAGCGGAACUGCUGCAGCAGGCGAAAGCCAUGAUUAAGAAAAUCGACGGCCACUUUAACUGCAUCAUAGCCACGUUGGGCGACCACGGGGUGCUGCUAAGCUAUCGCCAGGAUGCGGACAACGAUGCCAGGCUGCUCCUGGACGUGAGCAAAGCCACACCGCCGCACUGCACUCGCUUCUAUGCCGCUCCCAUGGUGCACAGCAUUGUCAACGUGUCGGGGGCCGGCGAUAGUUUCUGUGCGGGAUUCAUCACUGGCCUGCUGCGCGGGCGCAUCCUAGAUGAGUGCGUAGCCGCUGGUUUUGUGGCCGCCGAGAAGGCCCUGCAAUCCGAGUCAGCGGUUCCGCACACCUACUUUUCCAAUGCGGAAUCCUUUGAGACUCGCUUCAAGCAAACUGUGAAGAUCUUACAACAGCAAAGCAUUUAGACGAAGAGAACACGAAGGCUUUUACUCAGGACCUUUGCUUUAUUCCUAAGUUCCUUAGUAUUUUCUUAAGUGUACCAGUUGAAGAUGUGUCUAGUAGGCCCAUCUGAAAGAUGCAAUUAAACCGAUUAAUAUUGUUAAA
Molecule: messenger RNA, 2290 nt
Organism: Drosophila elegans
Lineage: Eukaryota; Metazoa; Arthropoda; Insecta; Diptera; Drosophilidae
Product: pseudouridine-metabolizing bifunctional protein C1861.05
Exons: 1
Coding region: 55-2151 (698 amino acids)
Molecular function (GO): pseudouridylate synthase activity; kinase activity
Source: RefSeq, a predicted model, not a curated record